CGCGCGCGGGGGACGUGUGCGGGCGUCUCCGCCAUUUUGUGAGUCUAUAACUCGGAGCCGUUGGGUCGGGUCCUGCUACUCCGGCGCCUCCACUCCGUCCCCCGCGGGUCUGCUCGAGUGCCAUGGACGGCAUCGUCCCAGAUAUAGCAGUUGGUACCAAGCGGGGAUCGGACGAACUCUUCUCUACCUGCGUCUCCAACGGACCCUUCAUCAUGAGCGGCAACUCAGCCUCUGCAGCCAACGGCAAUGACAGCAAGAAGUUCAAAGGCGACAACCGGAGCGCAGGUGUGCCAUCCCGGGUCAUCCACGUUCGCAAGCUGCCGGGCGACGUGACGGAGGGCGAGGUCAUCUCCUUGGGACUGCCCUUUGGGAAGGUCACCAACCUGCUGAUGCUGAAGGGCAAGAAUCAGGCCUUUAUCGAGAUGAACACGGAGGAGGCGGCCAACACCAUGGUCAACUACUACACCUCGGUGACGCCCGUGCUGCGAGGCCAGCCUAUAUACAUGCAGUUCUCCAACCACAAGGAGCUCAAGACUGACAGCUCCCCGAACCAGGCGCGGGCCCAGGCAGCCCUGCAGGCUGUGAACUCCGUACAGUCGGGGAACCUUGCCCUGGCUGCCUCGGCCGCCGCUGUGGACGCGGGCAUGGCCAUGGCUGGACAGAGCCCCGUGCUGAGAAUCAUCGUGGAGAACCUCUUCUACCCAGUGACUCUGGAUGUGUUGCACCAGAUCUUCUCCAAGUUCGGCACAGUCCUCAAGAUUAUUACCUUCACUAAGAACAACCAGUUCCAGGCACUGCUGCAGUAUGCGGAGCCCGUGAGCGCCCAGCACGCUAAGCUGUCCCUGGAUGGACAGAACAUCUACAAUGCCUGCUGCACGCUGCGGAUCGACUUUUCCAAGCUCACCAGCCUCAAUGUCAAGUACAACAACGACAAGAGCCGUGACUAUACCCGCCCAGACCUGCCCUCGGGGGACAGCCAGCCCUCACUGGACCAGACCAUGGCCGCCGCCUUCGGUGCGCCUGGUAUAAUCUCAGCCUCUCCGUAUGCAGGAGCUGGUUUCCCUCCCACCUUUGCAAUUCCUCAAGCUGCAGGCCUCUCCGUCCCUAACGUCCAUGGAGCCCUGGCCCCUCUGGCCAUCCCGUCGGCGGCGGCGGCGGCGGCCGCGGCUGGCCGCAUUGCCAUCCCGGGCCUGGCUGGGGCAGGGAACUCGGUGCUGCUGGUCAGCAACCUCAAUCCGGAGAGGGUCACACCCCAAAGCCUCUUUAUUCUUUUCGGCGUGUACGGAGAUGUGCAACGCGUGAAGAUCUUGUUCAACAAGAAGGAGAACGCCCUGGUGCAGAUGGCCGACGGCAGCCAGGCCCAGCUGGCCAUGAGCCACCUCAACGGGCACAAGUUGCACGGCAAACCCAUCCGCAUCACGCUGUCUAAGCACCAGAGUGUGCAGCUGCCCCGCGAGGGCCAGGAGGACCAGGGCCUGACCAAGGACUACGGCAACUCGCCCCUGCACCGCUUCAAGAAGCCUGGCUCCAAGAACUUCCAGAACAUCUUCCCGCCCUCUGCCACCUUGCACCUGUCCAACAUCCCGCCCUCUGUGUCUGAGGAAGACCUCAGGAUGCUCUUCUCCAGCAAUGGGGGUGUGGUCAAGGGCUUCAAGUUCUUCCAGAAGGACCGCAAGAUGGCCCUGAUCCAGAUGGGCUCCGUGGAGGAGGCCGUCCAGGCCCUCAUUGACCUGCACAACCACGACCUGGGCGAGAGCCACCACCUGCGGGUCUCGUUCUCCAAGUCCACCAUCUAGGGGCGGGGCCCCGCGGGCCGGGCUCCCCUCAGAACUUCCAUCAUUCCGCAGAAAGCCACUUUAAAAAAGCAGCUCAAGUGACCUUAACAGACCAGAGAUUUUAUUUUUUUAAAGAGAAAUCAGUUUACCUGUUUUUAAAAAAAAAGAAUUAAAUCUAGCUCACCUAGCUCACGGCGUGGUGGCAGGCAGCUGCGGCAGCGGGCCCCGCCCUCGGACAGUGCCUUGUCCAGGCGCCCCGGCGCGCGGCCUGUGGGGGGCGUCCUUGUGCCUUAGACCUGCCCACCUGGGCCGACCCGGGACCCCCAGGACCCUCCAGCGGGCAUCCCCACCCCACAAUCAAGUGACAUGAUUGCCGCCCCCAGGGCGCCCCCUGCUGCUUGGCUUUGGAGCCUGCGGUCUCCCGUGACCAAAUACUCCUGCUCCGUUUAUAUGCAAGAGAUAGUUUUUAAGUAACUUUUUAUAGCGUGAUACAGUGGUAUGCGUGUAUCUGAACUUGUAUGCUCUACUUUGUAUUUUAUUCUUUGUAACUCGGCCACAGGCAGGCCCGCUGCUGCGGCCUGCGCUGCCUUGACCCUCCGCGCCGCGAAGCGAGCCCCUUCAGGGUUGUGCGUGUACUCUUCCUUUGCAAAUUUUGGACCAAAGUUUUGUUUCUGUUUUUAUGUCUGCCUCUGGUGGUGGGACUAACUCGAGUCUUACGGCCCUCCCCCCCCCCGGGCGGGCCGAGGGGGUCUCCCUGGAGUUCGCUAGGGUGUAAAUAUUUAUAGUUUUUUAUACCUGUCGUGAGGCGGCAGCGCGGUUUCUAUGGCGGCAAAUGUAUAUUUUGGUUACGGCCUCGGCAAGAACUCGGUUAGGCGAACAGCCCCGCACCUCCUGUAGGCCUCCGGGCCGCUCCCGCGUGGACUCAAUAAAUUUUCUGUAUCCUGCA
Messenger RNA from Ochotona princeps (American pika), 2721 nucleotides. RefSeq names its product polypyrimidine tract binding protein 1 (gene PTBP1). Gene Ontology annotation, cellular component: nucleus. NCBI's taxonomy places the organism in Eukaryota, Metazoa, Chordata, Mammalia, Lagomorpha, Ochotonidae. Gene Ontology annotation, molecular function: mRNA binding. The record is from RefSeq and is a predicted model, not a curated record. The coding region runs from base 123 to 1796 and encodes 557 amino acids. The transcript is spliced from 15 exons. Gene Ontology annotation, biological process: regulation of cell differentiation; regulation of RNA splicing; mRNA processing.